Messenger RNA from Pelobates cultripes (western spadefoot toad), 333 nucleotides. The record is from the annotation of a GenBank genome assembly. Lineage: Eukaryota; Metazoa; Chordata; Amphibia; Anura; Pelobatidae.
AUGGUGAGCACCAUCGUGGACCAACUGCUUCCUGCAAAGAUGACCCUGACCCCGGCUACAUGCCUCUUAUACAUAUGGCCAGAAGGCCUGACCAAGGUCCACUCCAAACUCCUAUUCCACACGCUGAUAGCAGCAUGUAACCUAAUAGCAAAAAACUGGAAAUCACGGAACAUCCCCACAAAAGCUGAGCUAGUUACCCAGAUCCAAAAGAAUUGGGAAUAUGAACGCAUGGCGGCCCAACAAUUGGGGACGGGAGUGGCAACUAUGGAGGCGGGGAAAAUUUGGGAACAAUACUGGAACAAGGUGAAGUCCCAAACAACUGGGGAUGAGUAA